This is a messenger RNA of Myotis myotis, 1863 nucleotides long. RefSeq names its product prickle planar cell polarity protein 4 (gene PRICKLE4). NCBI's taxonomy places the organism in Eukaryota, Metazoa, Chordata, Mammalia, Chiroptera, Vespertilionidae. Gene Ontology annotation, molecular function: zinc ion binding. The record is from RefSeq and is a predicted model, not a curated record.
AUGGGCUGGAGAGGCGGAGAAGGGCUUCCUGGCGCAGUGGUCCUUUCGCCUGGCUCCCGCCCACAGCUGGAGCAGACUUUGCCAUCAGUGUCGGUGCUGAACCCUGGCUGGCCCCACCGAGGGGAGGGCCUCACCGCUGGGGAUGCAGACCCACCAGUGAACUUCGACAGUGGCCCAGGCCACCUGCCGGAGGAGGACCUUGAGGAGACCUCUGCUCAGGAUCCUGAAGUUCUGAGCCUGGGGCUCCUUGGCCUGGACACCAACUGAGCCCCCAACUGGCCUGGGCUCCAGAUGCUCCUGCAGCAGCUCCCUCCUCAGGACAGCGAUGAGCGAUACUGCCUGGCCCCUGGGGAGGAGGAGCUGGCUGAGCUCCAGCUCUUCUGUGCCCAGCGGAGGCGUGAGGCCCUGGGACAGGGGGUGGCGUGCCUGAUACCUCCCAAGCUCCAAGAAUGCACCUGUGGAAAGUGCAGGGAGCGCCUGAGGCCAAGGGAAUACGGAGUGUUUGCGGCCAGGGCAGGAGAGCGGCCCUGCUGGCACCAGGCUUGCUUUGCUUGCCAGGCCUGUGGCCAGGCCCUGAUGAACCGCAUCUACUUCUACCACGAUGGGCAUCUCUACUGCGGCCGUCAUGCUGAGCUGUUGAGGCCACACUGCCCUGCCUGUGACCAGCUGAUCUUCUCCCCGCGCUGCACCGAGGCGGAGGGAUGGCGCUGGCACGAGAACCGCUUCUGCUGCCAGGACUGCGCCGGGCCCUUGGGGGGUGGACGUUAUGCUUGGCCGGGGGGCGGCCCCUGCUGCCCCACUUGCUUUGAGAGUCGCUACUCGGAUGCCGGCUGGAGCCUGGCCGCGACCCUGGAAGGCAGGCCGCCCCGUGGUAAGGGAGGAAAGGUGCAGAUCCAAGGGGAGUGGGCAGAGCGAGGUCCCCCGGACUGGGGCCCUCGCCCCGGUCCCACGCCGUCCCGUCCCUCCAGCAGCGCCCCCGUCCUCCAACCGCACCCCCAAACCCGAGCUUCGGGGCCCGCAGCUCUCACCACGCAUCCCUGGCCGGAGCGCUCCGAGGGCCUCCCGAGCCCAUCCCGCGCCGCGGGUGAGGUUGCGGCGCGGGUGGCUCCCGGACUGGGGAUGCUGCCGCCCUCUGGUGGGCGGAGGCGGGGCGGGGCGGGAGGCGGGGCCUAGCCACGGGGUGGGAGGGGCGCCCCGCCCGGAUCUGGGGGUGUGAGACGCAGGCCCCUGAGAGAGGCCUGUCUGACCCGCGGAGCAGGGGAGGCGGGGCUCGGCAGAGCCGAAGGCGGGGACCGCGCUCCGCUACCCUCCGCGGCCGUCUCCGGAGCAGACUUCGUCGCGGCCGCCGGCUCCAGCCCAGAAACCCAGAGGCGGCUGCUGGGGUUCAGCCGGGAGCAGGAGAGCCCAGCUGGGGACAAGGCGGAGGCGCCCAGAGGACGGGGGCAGGGCCCUCUGGAGAGGUCCAUUGGUCCCGAGGAGGACGUCCCCUGCCCCACCUGCUCCUCUUUCUCCGACUCAGACCCCGAAGGCUUUUUCUUAGGUCAGCGCCUUCCCCGGCCCUGAGCGGCCCCGAGACGCCUCCAGACUGGUGACAGUGGCACCUCCAGGAAGCGUUGCACCGUUUGCUAGGGGCGCGGCCCGGAGCCGGGGGAGUCGAGUUGAGGGGUGGUCUGUGAGGCGGGGGCCGAGACUCCUCUCCCCGUAAAAGUCCUUACUGAACGCAGCCAGGGACGCGCUGGGAGAGGCGGCGGGGUGGCCAGCUUGAGCACCUCCUCCUCAGCCCGCGCAUUCUGUGACUCUUGAUGGAGACUUUCUUGGGGAGCCCCAUUCCCCAAAGCUGCGCAGCCCCUGCUGAGCUAGCCC